Molecule: messenger RNA, 1167 nt
Organism: Nakaseomyces glabratus
Lineage: Eukaryota; Fungi; Ascomycota; Saccharomycetes; Saccharomycetales; Saccharomycetaceae
Gene: MAK11
Product: Mak11p
Molecular function (GO): protein binding
Source: RefSeq, a predicted model, not a curated record
AUGUCCAGAAAUCAAUUUAGAAUUGUCGUUGGUUCAUAUGAGCACAAUUUACUUUGUCUUUCAUUGGAUUUGACAUUGGAGACUCCAGUUUUCACUCCAAUCUUCCAUUUCCAAGCACAUUCCUUAAGCGUUAAAUGUCUAGAUAUAUCGAAAAGAUAUUUAGUGUCUGGUUCAAAUGACGAGCACAUUAGAAUAUAUGAUUUACAAAAGAGGAAGGAAUUAGGUACACUUUUGGCACACCAAGGAUCUAUUACUAAUCUAAAGUUUUCCAAAGUGUCUGAUCAGGAGCCAAAAUCUACCAGUGGUAAAUGGUUACUGUCUGCUUCUGAAGAUAACAAAAUCAUUGUAUGGAGAGUUAAAGACUGGGAGAAUUUCGGGACUCUAAAAGGACACACUGCUAGAAUUAAUGAUAUGGACAUUCACCCUUCCAACAGAGUUGUAGCAAGUGUAAGUGAGGAUCAUAGUAUUAGAUUGUGGAAUUUGAUGACUGUUAAAAAGGCAGCUGUUCUGAAACUAAAGAAAUAUAACCAAAAUGGUCAAUUUGUUAGAUGGCUAAAAGCCCAAGGCAAAUACUUUGCUGUAUCUUUAAUGACUAAAGUUUUAAUUUAUGACUCUACCACUGCUAAAGUUUAUAGAGAGAUUGACACCGGGAGAAAGACAAUCAUGCACAUGGAAACAGUUGUCCUUGCUGAUGUAGAAUACAUUGUUUUGGGGAUGAGUGAUGGUAAAGUAUUGUUUUAUAAGGUGGAAGAAAUACUGAACAGUAAAGAAACGGAAUUCACUGAGGAACCAGAGUUUUCACUUCUAGGGCAUACUAAUCGUGUCAAGGACCUAAAGUUUUAUGUUAACGAGUUUGGAACAUAUAUGGUUACCAUUGGUUCAGAUGGUAAAGUUAUAGUGUGGGAUAUGGACAAGAGAGAUCAAGUGGCAGUUUAUGAUUGUGGUGAAAGGCUAAAUUGUCUGGCAGUAUGCGAUGAGACUAUUGAAAAGGCUGAUACAAUGAAGAAAAGAACCAUAGAUCAAAUUGAACUAGGUGAGCAAAGUGAAGUUGAGAGUGAUACUGAAGAGUUAAAGAAGGUAAUGUUUGGUCAAAAGAAGAAAAAUCAAAAGCGUAACAAGAAUAAGAACAAGAAUAAAAAGAAGAAAGUUGAAGUCCAACUUGAGUAA